CUCUCGCUACUAAAAACGGAAGAAAAGCUUCGUGUUCUAGCGCUGUCUUAAAAUUUCGAUUUUUGCACUCUUUUUUUUUGUUGCAGCUUCCAGUAUCCAAAUGUUGUCUGGAAUGGAACAUAACUACCAGAAACGUCUGUCUGCCCUGCCGGUCACCCGAGAAGGUCUCAAGCAGCAGUGUGACAUGAUCCGUGAGAGAAUCAGCCAAAUCCAGCAAAAGGACUCAGUGACCACGAAACCUCCGGGUCCUACUGACCGUCGUUCUUUAAAGGAAAUGUUCGCGGAACUUCGGAAUUCUGACAGAUUUAAGAAGGGCGUCGGUCUAUACCUUUGCGAUGAUACGAUUGAGUCACUACAAGCCUCAUUGGAUGGAGUCACGGUCGGAGCAACGGUCAAUGUCAAGCAGGAAGAAGGCGAUCGGCUUCCGUUAACGUUUGGGUAUGUUGGGCUCCUGGCGACCUACGAUGCCCAGUGUGCCGUCGAUUUGGUUGACUUCUACAAGAAAACCCGUAAUGUGAAUUAUGACCCGACGUUUAUCGACAGCGCGGUGAUCGCAUAUCCACGCUCGGACUGUCAUGUUUCAGUAUUCAGCAAUGGAAAAAUGGUCAUCAACGGAGUCACGAAUACCAGCGAAGCACUGGUGGCCAGUAGAAAUUCCGUGGAAUUGCUGAAGCAGUGCGGCUAUAAUCCUGUUCUCCGCAAAGAGAAUCUGCGUGUCCAUAAUGUCUCUGGGAUGUUAAACUUGAACUCGCAGGUGGAUAUUCUCGGAUUUCAUGAGGCCUAUCCGCGAUGCACGUACUACUCCGAGGUGUUCUGCGCGGUUUCUUAUAGGCCGGCCACGAAGACGGACCAGAUAAAUUUGGAUAAGUCAUUGGGUGUAUGCUGUCAGAUAUUUGCCACCGGAAAGAUUUUGAUUGUCGGCCAUAAAGAUGAGAGAGAUAUAAACGACUUCCUGGUGGAACUCUACGACAUCCUGGAGCCCUUUAUUGGUGCAGGCAACAACCCAGACGGGCCAGACGCAGACGAUCGCGAUAAAGGAUCUAUGAAACAGUGAUCUUGCAUUAAUCCCAGCUGUAAGGAAUUUUUGAGUCUGUUAAGGAAUUUCUUACGCACUUGACAUGAAGAAUCUACUGUAACGCUUCUCUUUAAAUUGCAGUUCUCCUUGUUUUAGUGCUGCUUUAGUUUAGAAGGUUUUUUUUCUGUUUGUGCACUUUCUUGAUGAAUCACUCAUUUUAUUGUAGCAUUUUUUUAACAGAAUUAUUACCGCUACAGUAUCUCUAAUAUGGCGCGCAUUUUCUGGUGAGCUUUUGUGGAAAUCCUUUGUCGGAGAGCUGUUUUUGAUAUGUGCUGUAACACUGCUGUUCAGUUUGUUUGCCGUAUGGUGACCUCUUUCCUUGCAUUACAAUAGAAUUGGACAAUUAGCUAAUGGUUGGUAAAAAUUAAUAAAAUCGGAAUAUUAAAAAA
Molecule: messenger RNA, 1464 nt
Organism: Paramacrobiotus metropolitanus
Lineage: Eukaryota; Metazoa; Tardigrada; Eutardigrada; Parachela; Macrobiotidae
Exons: 1
Coding region: 101-1054 (317 amino acids)
Biological process (GO): DNA-templated transcription initiation
Molecular function (GO): RNA polymerase II general transcription initiation factor activity; DNA binding
Source: RefSeq, a predicted model, not a curated record